Molecule: messenger RNA, 2412 nt
Organism: Botrytis porri
Lineage: Eukaryota; Fungi; Ascomycota; Leotiomycetes; Helotiales; Sclerotiniaceae
Exons: 9
Coding region: 1-2412 (803 amino acids)
Biological process (GO): regulation of DNA-templated transcription; DNA-templated transcription
Cellular component (GO): nucleus
Molecular function (GO): zinc ion binding; DNA binding; DNA-binding transcription factor activity, RNA polymerase II-specific
Source: RefSeq, a predicted model, not a curated record
AUGUCGACUUCCCCGGAGCAGGAGGCAUCAGUCUCAUCUCCAAACGAUGCGACCGCUCCGCAAAAUAAUCCCACCAACACCACGUCUGGAGAAGUCAAGGGGAAGGGUGCCGAGAAAACAAUCUCAUGUGUCUCGUGCAGACGUAGGAAAUUGAAAUGCGAUCGAGUAAAGCCCAAAUGCGGGACAUGCGGCAGACUAAGACACGAGUGCGAAUACCCCGAGAGGAGGAGAAACAUAGGUACCAAGAGGAGAAACAUGAAGGAACUGGAAGCUAGAUUGGCACAAGUUGAAACUCAACUCGUGGCAGAGACGCAACAACUCGCUGCGAAUAAUGCGAAUAAUGCAAAAAACGCGAACAAUGCGAUUGAGAUGAACGUGAAUUUACAUGCGAAUGGGAAUAUGAAUACAAAUGCAGAUGCCCACCCGGACUGGGACACUAUGAACAUGGAUAUGGAUAUGAAUUUCACAGAUGGGGGAAUACAAAAUAUAGGAUAUGAUAUCUUGAGUGGAAAUAUCGGCGCUGGAUCUUCAGUACCAAUCGGAGACUACUUUUCCCAAGAAGUCAUAAGUUUAGGACUACAAGAACCUCUGCCUCCUGAUAAUCUGAUGGAUGAAUUAUUCCAAACAUAUUUCGAAAGAUUCCAUCUAACUUUACCUAUGAUACACAAGGGCCGAUUCUAUGCCGCUCUCAGUAUGCCACCAAACCAUAGACCACCAAUUGCUUUGCGAUAUGCUAUGAUGACGGUAGCAGCAUCACUGUCGGAUAACUACCAGAGUUAUGCUGAAAUCUUUUACGAGAGGGCUAGAAGAUACGCUGAGAUUACAGAGAUGAAGGGACAAGGAGAGGGUUUGAUGUGCAUACCAAUUGUUCAAGCUUGGUCAAUCAUUAGUAACUACGAGGCCACAAACGCUUAUUUUGGUCGAGCAUGGAUGAGUACAGGAAGAUGUGCACGAUUAUGUCAUAUGCUUUCGCUGCAAAGGCUUGACGCAGAGGGACCUUUUGGAGGGAAAAAAUUACUACCUUCAUCGAAGGAUUGGAUCGAACAAGAGGAGCGACGAAGGACAUUCUGGGCAGCUUACUAUGGUGACAGAUGGGCUAGCUGUGCUACUGGAUGGCCAAUGAUGUUUGAUGAGGAAAAGAUUGAUACCAACCUACCAUGUUCCAACGAAGCCUUUGAUUUAGGGGUAAAGGAGAACUCAUGCUCGUUAGCGGCUGCUUUAACCCCUGACGGUGCUUCUACAAUAUCAUCGUUUGCUGGAGUGAUACUGUCAGCAUGUCUGUUCGGUCGCAAUGCCCAGCACAUGCUUAAGAGCGGUCCAGAAGAAGGCGCCAAUGAUCUCGCCAAUGGUGCAUUCUGGAAGACUCAUAGGAAAAUGGACAAUAUAUUGUCUAGUACAUUCAUGUUUCUACCUGAUCACCUUAGAUUACCUGCUGGAUUGAGGGAUCCAAACAUUGUUUUUUUUCACAUGAACAUACAUUGUGCAACAAUCUGUUUACAUCAAGGGGCAGUCAUGACUGCUGAGCGAGAAAACAUCAGUCAAUCAUUUAUAAGACAAAGCGAAGCGAGAAGUUUGAUGGCGGCCGAAGAAAUAACGAAUCUGAUGCGCCUUAUCAGUCAUCUAGAUGCAUCCAAGAUGAGUUCAUGGAUAGGCUUUUGUCUUUAUGUUGCUUCUGGUGUUAUCCUCCAGGAUACAAGGAGGGAUAGACCAAAUCCACAAAGUGCCAGCAAUUUGGAGUUUAUGAUGUCAGCCAUGAAGGCGGUUGGAAAGAAGCACAUCAUUGCGAAACACUUUACUGCUCAACUUGAACUUGAGAUGAACACACAGAGAGUCGAUCGCAAUGACAUGGCAAGUAGUCUUUGUGAUUUGCAUAACUCUCCAGAAGUAGACGACCCGGAUGUUUGCGUUUUCCCUCAUACCUACCGAAGAAAAGGUCCAAAGGAUGAGUCUCGUAGCUCAAUUGAUACAGGUCAAGCAAGAAGCAUGUCCGCCAAUACGCCCCCUCAAGUUACACAACCACCACCAUACGAGGCCUUCUCAAAAAUAGCACCUGCCUGGCCCUCUACAGCAAGCUUCCCUCCACAACUAAACCAGCAAGGGGAUUCAGGAAGUGAAACGAUUGAAACUGACUUCAGUCACCCUCAAACUGGAAAUACACCUUCUUCAGAAUCUUCGACUUCCAACACAACAUACCCGUAUCGCAAUACUAAAUCUACGGACUCGAAUUCGAAUUGGAUUUUCGAUCCAGAGGCGACACGAUAUAUGGUAGAUCCGUUGUCGUUGAAUGGCUCGAAUCGAGACAUGGGGCAUGAAGUGCAGGAUAAUUUGUUAUUGAAUGAUUUGUUGAAUGGUGCAACUUGGGAUAACAAUUAUCAACAUGUUGGCCUAGACUCACGGCAUGCUAGUGGAUAG